Molecule: messenger RNA, 1063 nt
Organism: Aplosporella prunicola CBS 121167
Lineage: Eukaryota; Fungi; Ascomycota; Dothideomycetes; Botryosphaeriales; Aplosporellaceae
Exons: 2
Coding region: 138-872 (244 amino acids)
Source: RefSeq, a predicted model, not a curated record
GCGAGCGGGAGAGGGGGAUCGGCGGGGCUGACUGACUGGCUGGCUGGCAUUUUUGUGUUUUUGCGGAGGGACGAGGCAGCGCAGCAUGCGGGACUGGGGUGGUCGUGACGAAGUGAUGAUGAUGAUGAUACAAUUUCAUGGCUGUACAAGCAAGCUCGUUGUUGCGUGUCGCUUCAUUUUUUCUCUCUUUUCCCUUCGAGUCUUGGCUCGGCAGACGCUGCUCGUCUCGCUCGCCUGCUGCUCGCGGAGACUGUCGUUGUCGCCGUCGCCCUGCUGGCCCUUAUGUCCUUUCUUUCCCAACAUCAUCAUCUUCGCCUUUACCUCUCUCUCUCUCUCUCUCUCUCUCUCUCUCUCUCUCUCUCUCUCUCUCUCUCUCUCUCUCUCUCUCUCUGUUUCUCAAUCUCCCUCACUCCUUUUCUUGUUCCUGCUUUUGUUCUCGCCCUCUCGGUGGCACACUGUUGCCGUGGCUCGGCUGCUCUGGGCUAGACAGCGCAACACAGUCAGUGGGGAGCGGUGGAAAUGGGAGCAGAAAACGAAGACGAGGAGGGAGAAGAAGGCGGAGCGCGGCAAGGGGUUGGUCGAUUGGCCACGCAGGCACACGCGAGGAAGCGUUUCCUGCACGCGCUUGUUGUGAGGCUCUGCUCUGCGCUGCGCUGCGCUGCGCUGCGCGUCUUCGCAGGGCGUAUGCUGGCCGUCAGCGUCUGCCGUACGCGCACUUCUUUGUCAGUCAAUGCCUUUGUCCAGUCCAGCAGCAGUGCAGCGCAGUGCGAGCGCGUUCCACGCUCAGGGAAGGAAGAGGAGGGUCGUCCCGGCGGUGGUGGUUGUGGUGGUGGGAGGGGAGGGGACGAGAAGCUAGAGUAGCUUGCUGCUAGCUCAACUGCUGUCUGAGUGGUUGGUCUUCUGCGUCGAGGAGGGAGGGAGGAAUGGAGGGUGAGAGGGAGUUGGGCACAUAUCUAUGCAUCACCCAUCUACCUACCUACUACCUACCUAGCCGGCUGGGCCCAGCUACAUCUAAUGCUAUGUUACCUAUGCUAUGCCAUGUUUGCUCGUUCGGUCGUGCUGU